This is a messenger RNA of Doryrhamphus excisus (bluestripe pipefish), 4524 nucleotides long. The record is from RefSeq and is a predicted model, not a curated record. Lineage: Eukaryota; Metazoa; Chordata; Actinopteri; Syngnathiformes; Syngnathidae.
UCCUGAAAUAGCUAUACAAAAACAUAUUCUUGUAUUAUAUCAUCAUUAUAGUCAUCUAAAUGUGAUUAAAUAUGAAUGUGGGGCAGUGGGACUCCAUGUGGUGUUAUUCAAAGCUUGACCGUUUGACCCAGUAAUGUGGUGGCUAUUGAUUUUCAUCACUAUUUAUUUUCAUUUAAAAAGCCAUUACAGACAUUUUACAAGGCUGGAGAUAUACACAUGAGAGACAGACGUCAGCUAUGAGUCAAGCAAGGAAUGUCAGGAAUGUGAUGAGUGUGAUAAAAUGACUAUAAAGCAGACAGACCCUCCUUUGUUUCCACUGUAACGCUGCUGUCUCAACUCACAUUAGCAUCCUUUAACACUCCAUGUCAUAUACAUUUUAUCCACAGAUUCAUGCAUAGUGGGCGAAUUCAAAGAUGGAAAGCUACGAGGAGUUCUGUCUGCAAAGAGUGUCAAUGCUGCAGGAGAAGGGGACAUUUGAGCCGCUCGCCAAGACUUACUCCGUUAUCGUCUUCUGUGGGAAGGCUGUUCUGUCACCUGUGUUGAAUGCAGAGCAGCGUCACGAGAUGUGCAACUUCAGAAGGAUGGCCGUUCAGCGAGAAGCGGACCAGAGGAAUCAGCAGCGGAACAAGCUUCCUGUUCAAGUUGUGGCGAGUGGUAUCACGCAAUCAGGAGAUUUAGCAGAUAAAGAAACUAAAGAAACACAAGACAACGAGAAACCACUUUGCAAGGUACAACAAUUACCAAUGGACGGGCUUGAAAAGUCAUCAGCUUCCAAACCAGCAACCUUGUGCGGUUACACCCUGAUCACCGACUCACCCAGCCUUCCCAAAGACCCUGGUAUUGGCCUUCAAGCUAAUCUUCAGCUAAUCAGUCCAACCGUUCCCAAUGGUCUCAUAGCUGGUGAUGAGGAGAGGGUAGAGACCGAAGACAAGAGCGAUGAAGAAGACAUGAGUUUGGACAGUCUUCUCAAGCAAACAAAAGAAGAUUACCAACAGAGUACAAAUGGUUCAGAAGUUCUCAUCCCAACAUCUGAGGCCAACUCAGAGAAAGAGAGCCCAAAGGGGGGUGUAGAGUUUGGUUUUAGUUUGCACCACAGCCCUCUUGGCGCACCACAGACCCCCUUCCAUCAAACUGUGCAUGAUCCUCAACAGCCUUUAUCACCUUGUAUUCCAGAUCAUCUAAUAAGGCGGCCCAGUCCAGAGUCUAGCUUCAGUCCGCAUGUACAGAGACGUAAACCACGGCCAUUUUCUACUGGGAAUAUAAAUAUCUCAUUCCUCGGAAUGACAGGGGAUAGAUCUGGACUGUCAGAUCCGAAUCACUGGAGCUCAGUAGAGACUGAAAGUGUUCUCAACAGAAGGGGCAGUCGCCAAUCCUCUUUCUGUGCAUCCAGUCCAGUUCGGGAAAAAAACAGUCCCAUGAGCCCCUCAGGUCCCAGCCCGAUUGGGCAACCUGAACGUCUGUCGUCAACAUUUCGCCGGCGGUCCCACACCAUGGACAGUCAGCUGGGUACUAACCAAGCUGGAUCCGAUCACAUUGACCGAAGUCAAGAGAGGACACCUCGCUUCAUGGCAGGGGUCGUCACCAUCUCUCCUUCAAGUAGACGGAACUUGAACGCUCCGUUAAACAAGUCAUACAAGCUUGAGAAUCGAUCACCGUAUCUGCAGCAGGCUCAUGUUACUCCUGAGUUAACUCAGGCUAAGCACAGGACGGACCUUGAUGAUCCUCAAGGACCAUGUGACCUGCAUGCCAACACAGAGGAGACCCAGAGGCGAGCUCUGGAGAACAUGCAAAGGCGAUUGGAAGAAGAACACGCCUUGCAAAUGUCCAUGCUGCUGGCCGAGCAGGAAAAAGAGCAACAGCGCCUUCGUUUGGAACUGGAGGACACUGAAAGAAGACUUCGUGAACAGGAGUCGGUGCGUCUCCUGACCUCUGAUGCCUGCAGGUGGAACGGACUUCCAGGAGUGAGCAUGUCCACCUCCGGGAUAAGUCCUGCUCAUGUCCCAGCUGAGCGAUCACCAGGAUACAGUAUGGGUUUUCCAAGUCCUAUCAGUCCUAAUGUGACCUCUCCCUCAGUCCAGUCUCCUACCUUCCUUCGAGGGUCCAUUUGGGCAUCUGGCAAACCUCACACAAGGCUAAGUCAGGUUCUGACAGCAGAACAACAGAGAGCGUUGUGUCGAAUCGGCGCCAUCGCCCGUGGCUUCCUCAUAAGAAGGAUGCUGAAAACGCACAAGGUCAAACAUCUGCGUCAGACCAUCACGGAUACACAGGCGUUCAUUAGUUCCUUCCAGAGCGAAGCUCCAUUUAAAAGAGUCUCGGAACAGGAUCUUUGCCUACAAGAAAGAGUCCGAGCGCAGUUGCGUGCAGCCCUUUACGACAUUCAUGAACUCUUCUUUGAAAUGCCUUUGGAGGAUCGAUUAGCCUUGCUGCAGCAGGACAGAGAGCUCUGUGUCGAGAAGAAGCUGCGAGACAUGGACAAAGCUAAGAGCCACAAAGAGAAAGUCAUUCUGUCUGCUGCUACGCAAAGAGCUCUGGACAGGAAAAAGAGGGAGGGGGAAUCACCGGGACAGGCGAGAAAGGUCAUGCAGAAGCCAAAAAGUCCUACCCCUAUCAGAGUUCAGAAGUCGAGCCAAGUCCAAAAAUCUGUUCCGAGCCAGCUAAACCGCCAGGGGAGCUGGUACAAAAAGACCCCGGAAACGAGAGUCAAGCGCAUGGACAACAUGAAGAACCUGAAGAAGCAGCAUUCUCUGGGCUAACAGGUGGCAAUAAUGUCCUCUUAGGACCACUACUAGUCUAUUUCAUAGCAUAUUUGAUAACUUAUACUGUAUAUUAGGCAGUGGAAUCAUGUGAUUCUUACCAGCCAAUUAGUGAAGAGACGUAUAAUAAUAACAGUGAAAACCUUUGAAUUUAUUCAAUAUAAACAUAUAAUAAGAAAAUAAUGACAAUUUGGAAAAAACAUUACCAAAGGUAAUUGUUGUCAUUAGUGUCCAUAUAGUCGCAUUAAAAUAUAUUCUACAAUUGUAGGGAUCAACUAUAUAAAAAUGUGCCUAAAGAGCUAUACCUUUAGUCUGAAAUGAAUUUAUUAGCUAUCGGGGUGCAUAAACAUCCAUAAGUGCUGUAAGUAUUAUAAGUAUGACAGGGCAUUUACAUUCAUAUGGACUUUUAAACAUGUUGCCUUUUUUGCAUAUUAUUAGCAUCCAUUUUUAGAUUUUGCCUUACGUUUAUGCCAAAUUACAAGAACUUUGAAUGUAUUUGAUUGUAUUUUGUUUACAUACUGACAAACAUUUUAUUUAUUAUAGCGUCCUUAAUUUUUAAUUAUUUUUAUUUUAAUAUUUAUUUUUUUCCCUUGUGAUGUAAUAUUAUAUUUAUUCACUUAAUUUUAUUACUUUUUUCUCACAAAAUUAUAACUUUAUUCUUGUAAUAUAGGUCAACUUUCUUAUUGUGGUAUUUAUAUCAUUUAUUUGUUUUGCUUUUCAGUGCCUACAUUUAUUAAGAAUUAUGACUUUUUUUAAAUGGCCCAAAAAUGUAAGUAGAAAGUAGAAAUGUUUUUUAAAAAAAACUGUACUACAAUGAUGAAAUAUAGUAUUAUAGAGUUCCCACAUAAAAUAUAUCUGCAUAUUCAUCAUGACUAAUGACCAACAUGAGUAAUUUCCUUUUCAUUCAUUCAUUCAUUUUCAACCGCUUAUCCUCACGAUAUUUUCUAUGAUUGGAAUAAAUGAUGAAUUAUGGAUUUUCCAAUUGUAAAUGUGAAACAGAAAAUGCACAGAAAAUGUGUAGGAAAGCCCGUGCAGGUGUGUUAAUUCCACAAGUGAAGUCAGGUGUGGAAGUCCAUCAGCUGGUCUCCAUCUUCAUCACUGAGUGUGACUUUAAAAAGCAUGUGACCUCAGCACUAGUUAGUCUUCUUCUACCUCUUUGAUCCAUAGCACAUCGUCUUUCAAGGACUUGACUUUAUAUGAAAAAACUGUCUCAAUAUAAAUACAGAUUUAAAGAAAAUACAGACUAGACCCUUUCAGACCAGGUUUUAGUGUGUUCCUGUCAUCCCCCUUUCAAUAAUCUCUCUGAUGUCCAUUUAUUUAUUAAAUUAAAUAAACCAUUCCCUCAGCCGUAGAACUCUGGUCAUAUGCUGCCCUCUGUUGGUGACAUAGUGUUAUUACAUGCUGCCUAUUAAAAGCAGAGGCAGAACAUGCUGCUACUCUUAGUGCAAACAGUCAAUGUAGAUUUUUUUUGUGGAGGAGGGAGUUAGAGGGAGAAAAGUGAUGUUUUGUGUGUGAAUAUAUUACAUACAGUCAUACUAAUGCUAAUAAUAGUAUUCAUGCAAUAAUCAUAUGAUGCCCCACCUCUUUUAAAAAAAAAACAUUAAAAAAAUUGUUAGACGUGUCUGAGUGUCAUGAUAAUCGCUCACCAUGGGGACAAAAUAAUCUGGUGGUUUCUCAGCAUAAUCGGUCAAUUUUAAAGAUUAAAAUCUGCCUAUUAUUGUUUUUUUUUAAAUAUAUUUUUAAAUUCUAUCACUUAAAAAAACAUUUUUGU